ACACCUCCGCUUCCUCCUCGCCUCCUCUUCCUCCCCCCAAAACAAAAUCCCCCACCUCCGCAUCGGCAGCGCGCAAUUUCAAGCAUCUCCGGCCUCCUCCCGCCGCCCGAUCUCCUCCUCGCGCGCGCCUAGGGUUAGGGCUUCGACCCUCCCUCCUCUCACCAUCCUCCGGACUCGGCCGCAUCAGCCGCGCGCCAUGAGGGUCCACCCGGCCCCGCGGAAGCGCACCAUCGCCGUCCAGCGCUGCGCCGCGGCGGCGGCCGCGGGCGGAUCGAAGAAGCUGCGGCGCCUCCCGCACAUCUUCGCCAAGGUGCUCGAGCUCCCCUUCGCCGCCGACGCCGAAGUCGCCGUCGAGGAGGACGCGGCGGAGCUCCGCUUCGUCGCCGCCGCCGAGGGCUUCUCCGCGGGAGGCGCGCGCGCCCACGCCGUCGAGAUCCACCCCGGCGUCACCAAGGUCGUCGUGCUGGACCUGUCCGCUGGCGUCGGGGUCGGCUCCGACGACGGGGCCGCGGCCUUCGAGCUCGACCGCUGGCGGUUCCGCCUCCCUCCCUGCACGCGCCCCGCCUUGGCCACCGCCACAUACGCCGAGGGCGAGCUCGUCGUCACCGUGCCCAAGGGUGCCGCCCCUGCCGACGGCGAUGACGGCGGUGACGCGCCCGCCCUCCUGGGAGGCGCAGCCGCCGACACCGUUCUCCUGUUUGUAUAGAGUAAUUUUAUUUGUUUAUUUAUUUAUAUGCCGUAACAGCACUUUUGCUCACCCGACUCUCUUUGCUAGUAAUAUUUAUGUUGCGACAUAAUCAUAUAUUCGUAAUAACAUGCCGUAAUACUAGUAACAAAUAAUCUGUA
Molecule: messenger RNA, 846 nt
Organism: Lolium rigidum
Lineage: Eukaryota; Viridiplantae; Streptophyta; Magnoliopsida; Poales; Poaceae
Exons: 1
Coding region: 197-706 (169 amino acids)
Source: RefSeq, a predicted model, not a curated record